Molecule: messenger RNA, 716 nt
Organism: Aethina tumida (small hive beetle)
Lineage: Eukaryota; Metazoa; Arthropoda; Insecta; Coleoptera; Nitidulidae
Gene: Cyt-b5
Product: cytochrome b5
Exons: 3
Coding region: 110-499 (129 amino acids)
Cellular component (GO): membrane; intracellular membrane-bounded organelle
Molecular function (GO): heme binding
Source: RefSeq, a predicted model, not a curated record
CACGUCAUCGUCCAGAGAUCAAGGAUAUAAGAUAUAAUUAUUGUUUCACUAUCAAUACAGUGUUGUGCGUUGUGGUGCGAGCUACCCAGUGUUCAGAAAAACGCGAAACAUGACCACCCAAUAUACAUUGGCCCAAGUCAAGGAACACAACGAUAAUAAAAGCACUUGGAUUGUGAUUCACAACAAUGUCUACGACGUUACCAGUUUUUUAAAUGAGCACCCUGGUGGCGAGGAAGUCUUGCUGGAACAAGCUGGAAAAGAUGGUAGCGAAGCAUUCGAGGAUGUUGGUCACUCAAACGAUGCCAGAGAAUUGAUGGCCAAGUACAAAGUGGGCGAAAUUGUGGAAUCUGAACGUAAACCAGUUAAGGAUAGAAACGUUGAAUGGACCAGCAGCAGCAACGAAGACUCAUCACAAAGUUCAUUCAAGACGUGGAUCAUUCCAGUCACGCUGGGAAUCGUGGCCACCCUCGUCUACCGUUUCCUCUUCCAGGCACACUAAACACAAAAAUUAAUUAAAUUAAUUAUAUAUAAAUGCAUUUAUGGUUGUAGGGAUUAACCGGUAGUGAUUGAUAUAUUGGCAAACACACUGUCCCCAUAUAAGGGACAAUUUAAUUAUUUCUUUGGUACUAUCAACAAGUGCUGAAUAUACUAUAAAUUUUAAAAAAAUUAUUUCAUAUAUCUGUAUGAAUAUUUUAAUACAUUUGUUUUAAUUAUAA